AUGUACAAGCCUUCGUGCGCAUUCGCAUGCCGAGAUGCCUUCGUCGGGUAUAUGCUCGAGUGUUCGACCGACGCAUCGCCACAUCUCUCGAAGCGAAUGUCCAUGGGAUCCAUGAGCGGUAUGGUGACCACGCCGGAGUGCUACGCCACGGACGACGCAUUCCUUCAAAGCAUGGCGUACUGCAUCUCUACGCACUGCAGCGACGUACCGAUCUGGAGGCUGGAGAAGUGGUGGGCGACACGAUUGACCGGACGAGGUGCCAACCUGCCGCAGCCAAAGCAAGCAUACAGUGCGACUCUGGCGCACGUCACGACGCCGCCGAAUUCGACAAUCGCCAAGGGUGGCUUUCUCAAUCAAACUGGUCUGGUCGACGAACAUGCGUGGCUUGCAAACUUCAACGCGGACAACAUUUUUGAGGUGAACGAGAUCAAUCAUGUGACGUGGGGUCUAAUUCUCCUCAUCACCGGUGCUUGCAUUCCAAUUGUGGCAUCGCUGCUGCGUCUAUUGCCGCUGCCUCGAGCAUUCAUCGGUGGAUUCUACGCCAAAUUCAUCGACCCUCCAGCAUUCGGUCUCUCCCAUCGUGUGCCGUGGUUCAAUGCCUUUGUCAUGCCCACGCGGGGCCAAGCAAUCUUCAUCGCCUACCUGUGGUUCAUUAAUAUCAUCGCAUGCUCGGUCGGGUAUGAGGUUCGGAAUCCUAUGGCGUGGUACGAUGGGGCGCCCACUCCUCAAAUUGCGCAUGAGAUCGCCAACCGCACUGGCAUCAUCAGCUUCGCAAACCUUCCGCUACUUCUGCUCUUUGCUGGCCGAAACAACAUUCUUCUGUGGGUCACAGAUUGGUCGCAUUCGACCUAUCUCUUGGUUCAUCGAUGGAUCGCUGUGAUCGCUACCCUCGAGGCUUGCGUCCACUCGGCCAUGUAUCUCCAGAUCUACCUCGCCAAGGGCGUGGCGGCCCACAACGCUGAAGCUAAGCUGCCAUACUGGAUCUGGGGUGUUGUUGCCACGCUCGGAGCAGUCGUGCUCAUUCCCGCAUCCAUGCUCACCGUCCGACAAAAGAUGUACAACUACUUCAUCGCCUGGCACGUCGUGCUCGCCUUCUUCACCCUCAUCGGCUGCCUCUACCACAUUCUCUGCAACUACCAGCAUCACUGGGGUUACGAGACGUGGAUCUACAUCGCCUUCGCCGUUUGGGGUUUCGAUCGUUUACUCCGAGCGGCGAGACUUGCGCACAAUGGGAUUCGUACCGCUCGGGUUUCGAUCAUUGACGAGGACUACAUUCAGCUCGAUGUCCCGGGUAUCGCUGCGGCAGAAGGCACAGCAUAUCUGUACUUUCCCACACUGACGUGGAGGGUGUGGGAGAACCAUCCUUUCUCUGCUCUGCCAGGCGCAGUCCGCCCCCAUGACUAUGCUGCUUCCUCCGCCUCUUCAACGAGCGCUCCGCCCGUAGACGCCAAAACCAUCGAAAGCACUGCCACGGCCGUCCGAUCGGAGGACGAGAAAGCCAACCUCUCCAUACCGCAUUCCGAUGCAUCACAAGUCCGCUCAGCACAGACUCCCAGCCUGACGUUUUUCAUCCGCACCUCCUCCACCGGCAUGACCUCCCUCCUCCGCCACCGCCGCACCCUCCCCGUCCUCGUAGAGUCCAUCUACGGAACCGCCAACGUCUUCUCCGGCAGUGACAUCGAUCUCUCUCACUCCUCCAGCGUCGUGUACAUUGCCGGCGGAGUGGGCAUCACCUCCCUGCUACCCUCUCUCGGGCAUCGCGCCGGCCCGCACCAGGGAAAAAAGCUCUAUUGGGGUGUCCGAAGCCAAGCUCUCGUGGACGCCGUGCGUGGGGUGUUUGGCGACGACUUUGGCGCUGGAAGGGGUGGUGAAGUCCACAUCGAAGUGGGACAGAGAUUGGAUUUGAAAGGAAUUCUGGAGAGGGAAGUCAAAGAUGGAGACGGAGUCGAAGGUGCUGAGGUGACAGUGAUAUGCUGCGGGCCGCCGGCCAUGGCGGAUGAGAUAUAA
Messenger RNA from Zymoseptoria tritici IPO323, 2007 nucleotides. RefSeq names its product putative FRE ferric reductase-like transmembrane component. The transcript has 4 exons. Bases 1 to 2007 code for a protein of 668 amino acids. The record is from RefSeq and is a predicted model, not a curated record. Gene Ontology annotation, molecular function: ferric-chelate reductase activity. NCBI's taxonomy places the organism in Eukaryota, Fungi, Ascomycota, Dothideomycetes, Mycosphaerellales, Mycosphaerellaceae. Gene Ontology annotation, cellular component: plasma membrane. Gene Ontology annotation, biological process: iron ion transport; copper ion import; intracellular iron ion homeostasis.